Messenger RNA from Zasmidium cellare ATCC 36951, 273 nucleotides. RefSeq lists its product as uncharacterized. The transcript has 2 exons. Bases 1 to 273 code for a protein of 90 amino acids. The record is from RefSeq and is a predicted model, not a curated record. NCBI's taxonomy places the organism in Eukaryota, Fungi, Ascomycota, Dothideomycetes, Mycosphaerellales, Mycosphaerellaceae.
AUGAAGCUAGCCGAGUUCCUGUCUGACCUCACGUCUCUCCAAGUCUGCGAUCCCAACGCCGCCCUCGCGCUUGUGUCUGCCAGACCGGAAUCCUCUGUCAGCGGAGACUCCCUGCGGCCCUCUGCAAGCAAAGAUGAUGGCGACGUCGAUCUGAAGCGUGCAAAAGAUCUAUUGGACCUGCAUGCCUCUGUCAAACUCGCUCACCAAGACGGCACCGACGCGGAGCUGAACACGGCUCGCGAUGCCGUGGCCAGAAUCCUCAGGAUCCUCUAA